Molecule: messenger RNA, 2131 nt
Organism: Alosa sapidissima (American shad)
Lineage: Eukaryota; Metazoa; Chordata; Actinopteri; Clupeiformes; Clupeidae
Gene: sla2b
Product: Src like adaptor 2b
Exons: 8
Coding region: 405-1193 (262 amino acids)
Molecular function (GO): protein binding
Source: RefSeq, a predicted model, not a curated record
CUGCACAGUUGCUCUUGCUGUAAUCUUGCACAGCUGUAAACCUCGCUAAGAUUGCAUGUGGUGGAGAGAAAGGAAAGGAAAGCUUUCUUGCUGUCUUGCUACUGACUUUACCCCAGUGAUGCUUAGCAAUAGGAAGACAUGAGCCACACGCCAAACUCAGCUUCCUGUUUAGUGUAGGAGGACCUGUGUGCUCUCUCUCACACCUGAAAAAGGCUCACUUGUCUGAGUUUGACUCACAAGGCACCACGGGGGAAACUUAGCGCAAACUUUUCUGAACAGUGGCAAACUACAUUCUGUGCAAGACUUGAGGACUAUCCAAAGGAUUAAGAUCACAGCCAAGAACAGCCAAGACAAUGCACCCAAACAUCCACCCAGCGAGGCAAACCUAAGAGCUCCAGGCUGCGAUGGGUGGUGGGUCUAGCAAAGACUCCAGCACACACGUCACACUUGUGAACCAGGACGAGGCCACGGAGGCAGUUGCACUGGAAAGUGGCAGGUACAUGUCUGUUGCUCUGUAUGACUAUCCAUCCGGAGGGCCAGCCGAAUGCUGUGUUCGAGUGGGAGACAGACUCACCGUACUCUCAGAUGAGGGUGAGUGGUGGAAAGUGAAGUCAUCGGUUACAGGAAAAGAGAGCUACAUUCCCUGCAAUUACACUGCCAAGGUUUACAACAGAUGGCAGUUUACAGGCUUAAGUAGGGAGAAAGCAGAGGAACUUCUUCAGCUGCCAUACAACGAGGCGGGCUCCUUCCUUAUCAGGGACAGUCAGUCUGAGCAUGGCGCCCACUCCCUGUCCGUGCGCAGGAGCACCGGCUCUGACUUCCGGGCAGUCAAACACUACCGCAUCCACCGGCUGGAGAACGGCUGGCACUACAUCUCCCCCCGCCUCACCUUCCCCAACCUCAGUGACCUGGUCGAGCACUACUCAGAGGUCAGUGAUGGCUUGUGUACCAUUCUGAGAGAGCCCUGCUUCAUCCAGGGCUCCAACAACGUUCCGGUGGUAACGGGCCCCCCGCCCCAGGUCGUCAGGAAGCCAACCCUGAAUUGGAAAGAUGUAAACAGCUCCAUGAUCUUCGGCACAGGCAAAGAAGAUCUGGAGGAGUCUCCUGUCAGUGAAGGCCUGAGGGAGGCCAUUAACUCCUACCUCUACAUGACUGAGGAGCUGGGGGAGUGUGAUCAGAAUUGGGACACUUGACAGACAUGGAAGACGUCACAGAGGAACCAAGAUGGGCAACUGACGUGGAUAGUACUGGAGAGCUCAGAGUGGCAUCUCUCUAUUGAUUCCACCCAAGACUCUUUAUUCAUGAAAUAUUAAAUGGCCCAAGAGGAUAACAGUAUCGAUAUCCACAAUGCACAAUCUUGUUAAAGUGUUUUUAACAUGGUCCUUUGAAUGCUGAGGCUAGUAAACUUCUUAAGUUGUUUGGUCUCUGAAACAGGUCCACAUCAGGAACCACGAGUUCUCCACUGUUAGAACAAUGAAAGACAAAUGAGAACUCUCAUUCGGGUCAUUUAAUAAGGUCCAGUGGCUCUGUUCUACAGUCAGUGUCUGGUUUGCCUGAAAUACAGCUGGCAAAAAUGACUGCAAACUGCAAUUGCAGUAAGAGAUAUCAGCAGGAGGUCACUGUUACAUGAGGCUACUGGGCACUUCCUCUCCCUGCAAGUAGCCGCUGCUUAGAGUGAAGAAUGAGAGGGUUUGUGCAGUAGAGAGAGGAGGUCGCUGGGCAAGAGAAUCGCUGGGCAACUCAUAGUUUGCCUCUGAUGAGUCAGACUGAACGUAUGCCUGGUAAUGAUGAGACACACGAAAUAGUGCUGCAGAGCACAUUUGUAGUGUAGCAAAUAUUUGAGUAAGUUCUGGGAACAGAUGUGUGUCUAAUUUGAUCAUAUAUUUAGAUAAUUUAUGUGAACCUACAACUGAAUCGUUGACUCAGACAGGUAGCAAUCAUCAAACUAUCUUGGAAGGCUUUGUCUUCACACAUUUCACAUGUUCAUGUUUUCUCUGAAAAAGAAACCACAGUGUACCAGGAAAUGGUGUGUAUAGUGUGUGUGUGUGUGUGUGUUAAAGACAAAGAGAUCUACCUGAUAUUGUUGUAUAUUUCUUGUAUCAAACUAAUAAACAAAGAAAACACAAUAUUA